This is a messenger RNA of Penaeus indicus, 3749 nucleotides long. Its product is annotated as transient-receptor-potential-like protein. Gene Ontology annotation, molecular function: protein binding; inositol 1,4,5 trisphosphate binding; store-operated calcium channel activity. The transcript is spliced from 22 exons. Gene Ontology annotation, biological process: single fertilization; regulation of cytosolic calcium ion concentration; calcium ion transmembrane transport. Bases 66 to 3749 code for a protein of 1227 amino acids. Gene Ontology annotation, cellular component: plasma membrane; cation channel complex. Lineage: Eukaryota; Metazoa; Arthropoda; Malacostraca; Decapoda; Penaeidae. The record is from RefSeq and is a predicted model, not a curated record.
AUAACGAAGACGUUCGGUCCGCCUGCUCGAGCAAGAGAACCAGUCAGCUGAGCGUGGACCGGUCCAUGGUAAGGUGCGGCCGGGCCAAGUUCUUCAAGAGGCUCUCCGUCUGCGACCUCAAGGAUGGCCACACGAUGGACCCGAAGGAACGCGUGUUCCUGGAGGCGGCCGAGAGAGGAGACAAGCAUACGAUGAUGCGAUGUCUCUCUCCUCCGAGCCCCGUUAACGUGAACUGCACCGACAUCCUGGGCCGCUCCGCCAUCCAGAUCGCCGUCGAUAAUGAGAAUGUGGAGAUUGUGGAGCUCCUCCUUCUGCAGGAGACGGUCAAGAUCGGUGAUGCUCUCCUCUACGCCAUCACGGAGGGUGUGUACAAGAUCGUCGAGAUGCUCAUUAACCAUCCCAGCAUCACUCCUGAGAUGCUGGCCAACGACUGGGUCAGAGUGCGUGCUGGCGGAGAGGAGUCAAGCGACUUUGACCCUAACAUCUCUCCCAUUAUCCUUGCUGCUCAUUGCAACCAGUUCGAGAUUCUUCAGCUGUUCUUAUCACGAGGGGCCUACAUCGACAAGCCACAUCCUCUGUCGUGUUCCUGUCGCCAGUGCACCGAAGGAUUUCACUCGGAUUCCUUGCGGUACAGCAUGAGGAGGAUUCACACCUACCGCGCCCUCGCCUCUCCUGCGUGGAUAUCGCUGACUUCUGAGGACCCAAUCUUGGCUGCUUUCAGGCUGUCGUGGGAACUAGAGCGCCUUGCAAGGGUCGAGAAUGAAUUUAAAGACACUUACCUGGAAUUAAGUGAACAGUGCAAGAAGUACACCUGUGAUUUACUCCACCAGUGUAGGUCGACAGAGGAGGUAAUCGCAGUACUCAACCGACGCAGCGAGGAAGACUCAGAUGUGUCAGACGACGAGGACGACCCUGAACGACUCAACCUGUCGAGACUCAAGCUGGCUCUCAAGUACGACCAGAAGCAGUUCGUAGCACACCCGAACUGCCAGCAACUCCUGACGUCCGUGUGGCACGAGGGACUCCCGAUCUGGCGCCGUCGGAAUGCAGUCGUGAAAAUCCUGCUGUGCCUCUCCAUCAUCAUUUGCAUGCCUGUUAUCGCUGUUAUCUACCUCAUCUUCCCGAGGACGCAGCUCGGGAGGGUCAUAAGGUCACCCUUCAUGAAGUUCAUCUAUCACAGCGCCUCCUUCGGGAUUUUCCUCCUGCUGCUCGUCCUGGCUUCAACGAGAACCGAAGGGAGCGAGAGACACCGCAGGAACAUCCGGGGACCUGCGCCAACGUUUGUGGAGUGGCUCAUCUUCUUCUGGGUCACCGGCAUGGUGUGGGCAGAAUGCAAACAGCUGUGGGAAGAGGGACUGACAGCCUACAUACGUCAGUGGUGGAACUGGCUAGACUUCAUCAUGCUGUCGCUGUACCUGUGCACGUUCAGUCUCAGAGCCGUGGCUUUUGUGCAGAUCACCACGAAUAAGUAUGGACCGAGGGAAGUCCCCCGUUCCCAGUGGCCCACCAACGACCCCACCCUCAUAGCUGAAGGAGUCUUCGCCGUCGCCAACGUCUUCUCCUUCGCCAGGAUCAUCUACCUGUUUCAGACAAAUCCUCAUCUCGGGCCGUUGCAGAUCUCGCUAGGAUGCAUGAUCAUAGAUAUCGCCAAGUUCCUGUUCAUCUUCUUCUUGGUGUUAACGAGCUUCGCCUGCGGUCUGAACCAGCUUUAUUGGUACUACGAUCCUCCGAGCAGCUCGUGUGACAUCUCAACGGGAGACGGCAGCUGUAGUGGCUCCGAUGCCUUCAACACGAUUGACAAGUCCUACACCUCCCUACUUUGGUCUCUGUUCGGCGUCAUACCCCUGAAAGAACUGUCAGCCCGCCAGGAUCAGCUGUUCACCGACAUCAUGGGUCAUUCUCUCCUCGGAGCCUACCUCAUCACGGCCAUUACAGUAAUGGUCAACAUGCUCAUUGCAAUGAUGAGCCGGUCUUUCCAGAUCGUUGAGGACCACGCGGACCAAGAGUGGAAAUUCGCGCGUUCGAAGCUCUGGAUGAGUUAUUUCGACCCCGGUUCGACUCUCCCGGCGCCCUUCAACCUCAUUAUCAGCCCGAAGGCGAUAUUCUACUUCCUCCGCGCCGUCAAGAGGUGCCUCCAGAGCAUAUGUUCGAGGCGUGGGCGGCGCGCAAGAGGCAAGAGGAAGAGCUUUUCCAUGGAGAAGGGGGCGUUGCAGGUAAUAACAGCGGUGCUGGGCUUCGUGGUUCGGAAGGUUUGGCUGAACUCUCUCUCUCUUCCUGGCGGUCCUCCUGUGAAAGUAAGCCAAGCCAACAAAUACGCGGAAGUGAUGCGCCGUCUCGUUUCCCGUUACAUCCACCAGACCAAGAAGCAGCAUCGCCAGGACGGAGUGAACGAGGACGACUUGUUGGAGAUCAAGCAGGACAUUUCGAGUCUGAGGUACGAACUCCGAGAAGACAGAAAACGGGAAACGGCACGAGCUUACGGCCAGAUGGACUCGAUCAAAAAAGACAUCUUGCGCCUCCUGAAGCAGAGUGGGCGUGGGUCAACUAGUGGGCGUGGCUCGGGAGGGAACAGUGGGCGGAGCGAGGCGGAGGGCGGGGCUGUAGGCGGGACCUCCACCAAUCCUAUCGUUGUGACCACGCCCCCUUCUGCUACGUGCCUUGCCUGUGCCCAGCAGACUGCGAACACUUCCGCCACCCCAGCGAUAGGCCUCGGCGCCCAAGGCAUCCUCCAGCAGCACUCCGUCGACCUCGGAAUGCUCGGGAGGGAACCGAACGCGACGUCCGUGGAUAUCACAGUCACCCCUGCGUCGUCUCUGCCUUGUAAUCUCACGUAUUCCCAGGGGAAUCUGACGGGGUGCUUGCUGGCGCCGCAGGAGAUGGACUACUUGAGGAAGGAGAUUGUGAGCAGUCUGAGGAGCGAGUUGCGGGAGAUGUUGAGGGACGCCCUCACUCGCGCCCUCACGCCCACCACUACGGUAGCGCAGCAGUACUAUUCUCCUACGCCCACGCCCAACCCCACGCCACAGUUCGUCACUACGCCCACAUCGCAGAUGGUCGCCCCGCCCUUCCCGUCGGCGCCCUCGCCCCAGCAGCAGCAGCAGAGGCGCCCGUCGACGCCCCAGCCCCAGGCCCUCCCGCCCAGCUCGAGCCCUCCGUUCCCGCCGGCUGUCCCUUCCACCUCCCAGAAUCCCGUCAUGUCCCCGCAGUCGCCCACGUCGCAGUUGCCCCUCUACACCCACAUCCGGGUUUCGGGGUCCCUGAGCGACCCCAUGGGCCAGCGGCAGGACCCUAUGGCGUUGUCGUCCUCGAGCGCAAGCACUUCGCCGAGGUCCAGCCCGGGGCCGCCCCCGCCGUGCCAGAGGUCCAACUCCAGCUGCGGACUGACUCAGCGGUCGCAGGGAGGAGCGCAGACCGUCAGUUCAUCAGCGAAGACAAGUGCCAACAACCAGGUUCUUCUCCGCCCACCCAAUGACUCCGACCGCGUACAUACACACAUGUACACACAGCUGCUGUGGAAGGCCGCACUGGGUUGGACUCCCGCAGGUCUCACAACUACAGCCAUCGAGAUUGACCUGUGUGUCAGUGGCUCUGAGGUGGAUGUUCAUGGCAUGCGUCUAGACCAGACACUCACCACGACUGCUUCGGGAGCGGCGGAGUACCAUUGUUUAGAGAAUCACACGCAUAUUUUGCACAUCCCUCGUACAGCUAAGCGGCAUCUUCGAGAAGCGUUGCGACUGUAUACAAUAUAG